AUGGACAUUAUGAGAGAAACGCAUGUUACUCAUUUAACCGCUAUUGGGUCGGACCACUGCCCCAUUUUGAUUGAGUUUGAUAGAAAGGUUGAGAAAGGCCAGAACAAUUUUGUUUUUCAGGGAGCCUGGACAAAGCACCAUGAUUUCAUCAAUUUCACCGGUCAGAACUGGGAUAAGGAGGAUACUGUUUGGCAUAACAAGAACCUCUUCGCCUCUAAACUUAAGGAGUGGAACCGAGCAGUUUUUGGUAAUAUCCACCUCAGGAAGGACAACCUGUUAAGAAGGUUGGAUGGCAUACAAAGAAAAAUGGAUCAUGGGGGUCACCGGGGGCUUGUUCAGCUUGAAAGAAAAAUUAGAAAGGAGCUAGAGGAAGUCUUGCAGCAGGAAGAAAUUUUAUGGUUCCAGCAAUCGAGGGAGGAUUGGAUUGCCUCGGGCGACCGGAACACCAAGCUUUACCACGCCGCUACUAAAAAUAAGAAGGCUAAGACAUGGAGACACAAUUUCUUAGAUAGUGAUGGUAAUCCCAUGAAUGAUGAACAUAUGAUUGAAAGAGCUAUCCAAGAAUACUUUUCAGGAAUUUUCACUAAGGAUGUUGAGGCAGAUACUUCAUGCAUUCCAAAGGGAAAAUUCCCUGUGUUAAGUGAGGAUAGCUGGUCGACAUUCAAUGCGGCCUUCUCAAUAGAAGAGGUCAAAUCGGCUUUGUUCGAUAUGAGACCGCUAAAGGCACCUGGUCCGGAUGGCUUCCAUGCAGUCUUUUACCAGAAAGCAUGGCAAGUCGUUGGGAGAUCGGUUUUUUUGCAAGUCAACCAGUUUAUGAAUUCUGGAAAGCUUGACGAGGGUAUGAAUGAUACUCUGAUUGCCCUCAUACCCAAGACGGGCUGCCCCACCAAUGCGAGUCAGUAUCGUCCGAUCAGCCUCUGUAAUGUCAUCUACAAAAUCAUCACUAAAGCUAUGACCAACCGCAUUAAGCCGAUCUUAAGGGCAUUGGUUGGGCAGGAGCAAAGUAGUUUUGUUCCAGGCAGACAAAUCACCGAUAAUAUCCUGAUCUAUCAGGAAGUUGUCCAUUCCAUGCGCAACAAGCAGGGCAAGAAAGGCCUCAUGAUUCUCAAAAUUGAUCUUGAGAAAGCCUAUGACAGGCUUAACUGGGAGUUCAUUCGUGAUACGCUAAAAGAUGUGGGCAUGAAUAAGGAGUGGGUUAGGAACAUCAUGGCGUGUGUGGAGACACCCAGACUGAAAGUUUUAUGGAGCGGAAAGCAGCUUGAACAAAUCACUCCUUCCAGAGGAAUCCGCCAGGGAGAUGCUAUAUCUCCUUACCUUUUCGUCUUGUGCAUGGAAAGACUUAGUCACGUCAUCAAAGAGGAGGCUGGUAAGGGCGCAUGGAAAGGUAUACAGCUCUCCAGGUAUGGCCCUGUACUCACCCAUUUAUUUUUUGCUGAUGAUCUUGUCUUGUUUGCUGAGGCUUCGCAGGAGCAAAUCUCUAACGUGGUGCGGGAAGAGGCCCAAUUGAUCACAUCCAUUGCUGGCAUUCCCGAGUCACCCAACCUUGGCAAGUAUCUUGGGGUUCCAACGUUACACGGCAGAGUAACGAAUAAUCUGUUUACUCCAUUGUUGGAGAAAAUGGAUGACAAGUUAAGUGGCUGGAAGACAAAGUUCUUGACUCUUGCUGGGAGACAAGUAAAAGUCCUUAAAGAGAAAUACGCUCAUGGAAAAGAUGGCAUUGAAGCUCUCUACCCGAAACAGCUCUGCUCGAAUGCAUGGAGAGGUAUUGUUGCCGCUGGUCCCUUCAUUCGAAAGGGAACUAGGAAAUUCGUAAAAGAUGGGAAAGCUACUCGGUUCUGGGAGGACCCGUGGGUGCAUGAGGAACCGCUGCUGGCUUUCGUCCAAAAUUAUGAGAACCCUGGAAAACCGCUGCUGGCUUUCGUCCAAAAUUAUGAGAACCCUGGAAGCAUGGUGCUGGCUUUCGUCCAAAAUUAUGAGAACCCUGGAAGCAUGGUGGUGGAGUACUGGGAGGACAAUAGAGGGUGGAAAUGGGAAAAAUUACCACCACUGCCAGAGGACAUAAAGCCAAAGAUGGAAACCAUUAUGGUACAUAAUGGAGAUGAUGCUGAUGAAACAUUCUGGAACCCGGAGGCGUCAGGUAAGUUUUCAAUUAGCUCUGCGUAUUUCUUAAUCAAGGGUUACCAGACUAACUUGCAGGACCACAUUUGGAAAAAAAUCUGGAAUUUGGAAGUUCCCAACAAGCUCAAGACAUUCCUAUGGAUUGCCAUGCACGACCGGGUGAUGGGUAAUGCAGAGAGAAAAAGAAGAGGCCUCACCUUGGAAGGCUGCUGUGACCUCUGCCCAGGGCAUUUGGAGUCUGCUGAUCAUAUUCUUAGGAGCUGCUCUCGUGCCAAGGAAAUUUGGCUUGCGUAUGCAUCCAGAGAGCAGCGAAGCAAGUGGAGGCAUCUUGAUUUCAGAAGAUGGAUUAUAAACAACGUCACUGAGCAUGUCGCCGGCGAAGGAACUGGUGAGUGGAGUCGCCGCUUCGCUAUCAUCGUAUGGUGGCUAUGGAGAUGGCGCUGUGACAGAGUCUUCAACGAGAGGGACGCAGAUGUUCAACACAAGAUCAUUUGGAUUCGAACCGCGAAGGAGGAAACCGAACGUGCCUUUAUCCGCCAUAAAGAUGUCAUUGUCAAAGUGGGAUGUAACAGAGCUGGCUUCGCCGGGGUGGUUAGAAACAACAAAGGCGAAUGGCAUGGGGGAAUCAUGAGCAAGUCAGACUAUAGUGAUCCCUCCAUGGUGGAAGUGGAGGCCAUUGUGGAGUGUCUCAGCUGGGCUUGGCAGAGGGGUCUUCGCGACUUAGAGGUCCAAUCAGAUGCAAAGAACGUGGUUCAAUGGUUCCAAAAUGACUCCGUCGGCAGGGGCCCUAUUCGUCAGUACAUUGAUAAAGUAAAAUGGUGGAUCAACAGAGACUGGAGGAUCUCCUUCCGGCUGGUUUAUCGUGAACAAAAUAGGGUGGCUGAUUGCCUAGCGUCGCUUGGAGCCCUUCAGGGGAGUGAACGGAAUGAACUGGAUGUCUGCCCUAUUGGGAGUGAGGAAGCCUACCAGGAUGAUUAG
Messenger RNA from Ipomoea triloba (trilobed morning glory), 3096 nucleotides. RefSeq lists its product as uncharacterized. Bases 1 to 3096 code for a protein of 1031 amino acids. Lineage: Eukaryota; Viridiplantae; Streptophyta; Magnoliopsida; Solanales; Convolvulaceae. The transcript is spliced from 4 exons. Gene Ontology annotation, molecular function: nucleic acid binding; RNA-DNA hybrid ribonuclease activity. The record is from RefSeq and is a predicted model, not a curated record.